AUGUCUUCAGAAACCAACAAGAAGACGGCUCAGCCAGACGGCGGAGACGUCAUCCGGACACAGACCGACUUCGAGGACGGCAGCAUGGAGAAGCUCAAGCACGGGGAAGUCGACCCGGCCCUCGCCUUCGUCAACGGCGAGCAGGUCGUGUUCACGCCCGAGGAGGAGAAGCAGGUCCUGUGGAAGAUCGACAAGGCCAUCCUGCCGCUCCUGAUGUGGAUCUACGCCCUGCAGUUCGCCGACAAGACGUCCCUCAACUACGCCUCCCUCAUGGGCAUCCGCGAGGACACCAAGCUGGACCCGACGAGCCAGCAGUACAGCUGGGCGUCCAGCAUCUUUUACGCCGGUUACCUUUUGUGGGAGUUCCCCACGACGUACCUCCUCCGACGUCUCCCGCUCGGGAAAUACACGUCGGCCAACAUCAUCCUCUGGGGCGUCGUCCUGAUAUGCCACGUCUUCGCCUUCAACUACGCCGGCCUCCUCUCGGUCCGCUUCUUCCUCGGCGCCCUCGAGGCCACCGUGACGCCGGCCUUUGUCAUCCUGACGUCGGCCUGGUACAAGCAGAACGAGCAGGCCAAGCGCAUGGGCUACUGGCUCAGCUGCAACGGCGUCGCGCUCCUGACGCUGGGCCCCAUCGCCUACGGCCUCUCGGGCGCGCACAACACGGUCCUGGCGACGUGGAAGGUCCUCUACCUCGUGCUGGGCCUGCCGACCGUCGUCACGGGCGUCUACUGCUGGUGGUUCAUGCCGGACAACCAGACCAACGCCAAAUUCCUCACCCACCGCGAGAAGUCCAUCGCCAUCGAGCGCAUCCGCGGCAACUUCCAGGGCAUCGGCAGCCGCCGGUGGAAGUGGGACCAGUUCCGCGAGGCCUUCCGGGACCCGCGGACCUACCUCUACGUGCUCUUUUCGCUGCUGAUGAACAUCCCCAACGGCGGCAUCACCGCCUUCGGAUCCAUCAUCAUCAACUCCUUCGGCUUCAGCCCGCGCCUGUCGCUGCUGCUCAACAUGCCCACCGGCGUCGUCGACAUCGCCUGCAAGCUGCUCUUCACCUACCUCUCGGACCGGCUCAUGGACCGCUCCCUCUUCGCCUUCGUCGCCAUCCUCAUCCCCAUGGUCGGCGGCAUCAUGAUGAUCGCCAUCCCGCUCUCGGCGCAGGGCGCGCUGCUCGUGGGCUACUACCUCAUCGGCGCCGCCGGAUCCUCGUGGUGCCUCGUCAUGGUCAUGAUCUCCAACAACACGCUCGGCUACACCAAGAAGGCCACCGUCAACGGCCUGCAGAUCCUCGCCUACGGCGCCGGCAACUGGAUCGGCCCGCAGACGUUCCGCUCCAACGAGGCGCCCAACUACCACAACGGCAAGCUGAUGGUGGCCAUCAUGUACGGCCUCGCCGCGUGCACCAUCGUCGCCAUCCGCCUCGUUAACAUCUGGGAGAACAGGCGGCGGGACAAGAAGGCCGUCGAGGAGCCCGAGACGUCCACGGCCGGGACCGAGUUUCUGGAUCUGACGGACUUUGAGCAGCCCAACUUCCGUUACGUGCUUUGA
This is a messenger RNA of Colletotrichum higginsianum IMI 349063, 1545 nucleotides long. Its product is annotated as MFS allantoate. Gene Ontology annotation, molecular function: transmembrane transporter activity. The record is from RefSeq and is a predicted model, not a curated record. Bases 1 to 1545 code for a protein of 514 amino acids. The transcript has 2 exons. NCBI's taxonomy places the organism in Eukaryota, Fungi, Ascomycota, Sordariomycetes, Glomerellales, Glomerellaceae. Gene Ontology annotation, biological process: transmembrane transport. Gene Ontology annotation, cellular component: membrane.